Triplophysa dalaica is the source of this 1483-nucleotide messenger RNA. RefSeq names its product lectin, galactoside-binding-like a (gene lgalsla). The transcript is spliced from 5 exons. Bases 122 to 622 code for a protein of 166 amino acids. Gene Ontology annotation, molecular function: carbohydrate binding. Lineage: Eukaryota; Metazoa; Chordata; Actinopteri; Cypriniformes; Nemacheilidae. The record is from RefSeq and is a predicted model, not a curated record.
GCUGCGCACCUUUCACCGUCCGACUACAAUAAACACACACGAGCUGUGUCCGACCCGCUCUCGAGCCGAACCCUGUCUAACCCUCUGACACCGGGCUUCCCAUGCGGAUCUGUUGUGUAAAAUGGCGGAUUUGAGCGCAGUCCGACGGGAGCUUAAAAACAGAAACCUAAGCAGUUCUAUCGGAGACCCUGACUGUACGUCCUCCCAGAAAAAUGAGCAGAACCUGGCUGUGCCGUUCUGCGGAGGGAUACGGGACGGACUACGGUCCGGAAAGAAAAUCACAAUCAUGGGUGUCGUGAGCCCAGACCCGGACAGUUUUGACAUAAGUCUGACCUGCGGUUGUGGGGAUGUGGCUCUGGACAUGUGCGUACGUUUCGAAGACCGUGAGAUUUUACGCAACGCCUGCAUUUCCGAUGCCUGGGGUGAAGAAGAGAGGUCGAUACCAUAUUUCCCCUUCAUGGCAGAGCAGUCUUUCAGGAUUGAGAUCCACUGCGAACACCCGCGGUUUCGCGUGUUGGUGGACGGUCAUCAACUCUUCGACUUCUAUCACCGUGUGACACCGAUUACGGCCAUCGACACCAUACAGAUCAGUGGCAGUGUGACCAUCACCAAGCUGAACUGAAGAGAGGCACACGUCUGGUGUUUUUACUCCAGCCGAUCCAUAGAAAAUCUGGGUUUGAACAUUAAAGACCACACACAACCUCUGUGAUCCACCCUGCACAGAGAAACAUUCCAGAUAUGCACAAUUUCUAGAAUGUAUGGACCUAAUGAAUUGUACUUUAGUUUUGUUCUGUAUAGAUUUAUUUUUAAGACCCGUCAAGAGUCUUUCUCAUAUUAGUUUUAUGGACGUCAAAAUUCUCGAUGAAGUUAAAGUGAGUCGGUAUCAUUCUUGUACUGAAAUAUUUCUACUUCCUGCCUGUACAAAUCAAUGAUUUUAAAACAGUCCAGAUAGAGAACUUAGUUGGGUGGAUUGACCAAACUCAACGUAAAAAUGUCUUCAUUAACUAGAGUGUUUACAGUCACAUUUGUUUAUUUAAAAUGAACUGCUUUGUUUGACUACCAAUGAAAGUGCUCAGGAGAAAGAGUUUUAUUUAUUUCGGACAAAAUAAGAAUGCUUUGAGUUAUGUACAGUGAUAUAACAUCAAUAGUGACAUCUUUAUAAUCCACAUUGAUUUGAUUAAGCAUUUGUCCUUAAAAAAAUGCAUUGCUGUUGUGUGGUUUUGUUAAACUGAAAAAAGUGUGAUAGUGUAAAGAUUUUUUGUGCAGUUAUUACUUGAGACUAGCAUAAAAAAUCAGGGAGAAUAUCAUUCCAUAUAAAAUUCCUUGUGAAUUUUUUUGUGAGUAUUUAUUUAUUGUCAUUGACCACACUACGGGAGACUUUCUGCAGGAGUUACACAUAUUGUGCAUUGUGCAACUUUAUUGCCUGUCUUCACAGAUAAGAAUGUCUUAACUGAAAUAAAUGACCCUUAAAAAUUUCUUAAAA